AUAUACGAAAACGCACUUUGAUAAAACUUUGACUUUCCUUCCCCCUUCAAUUUUAUGUGCCUCAAUAACAAUUUUAUGAAGUCGCUUCAUAAGGAAAAGAUCGAUAAAUUAUAUGCGACACCCGUCCCAUACUUAAUUUGAUAAGAAAUUCGCAUCACGAUGAGAGUAAAUCAAGAUGUUGCCGUCUGCGGUAACAGCAUCAUUCUCGUGCCUUAUGACAAGCACCACGUCCUAAAAUACCAUGAGUGGAUGGAAGAUGAGAAAAUCCGCCAACUCACCGCCUCAGACCGUCUCUCACUAGAGCAAGAAUACGAGAACCAAGCCUCAUGGCGCACAUCAGGCGACAAGCUCACCUUCAUCAUCUGCAAAGGUGCCUCCUUCUCCAACCUAGCGGCCUCCGCGUCGCCAGUCAUAGCCGGCAAAGUCGACGUCCCAGGGAGCAUGGCGGGCGACGUCAACGCGUUCAUCUCGCCGUGGGACCCGGCCGAUUACGAGGACAGGGUGACGAUAUGCGAGGAGUACGAGACCAAGGCGUAUUGCGCCGCCGAGAUCGACAUCAUGAUCGCGGACCCGACGAGUCGGGGGAAGGGACUAGGCCGCGCGGCCGUGGCGGCGUUUCUGCUGUAUAUACGCCGCAAUCUUGAUGAGAUACUAGGGGAGUUCGAUGGUUGGUCGAGGGAUAACAAGGGGAAGCAUAAGACGCGGGUUUUGAAGGAGGUCGCGGCGAAGAUUUAUGAGGAUAAUACGGCUAGUAUUGCGUUGUUUAAGAGUCUGGGGUUUAAGCAGCGCGGAGGGGUGAAUUAUUUCGGGGAGAUUGAGCUGGUGCUUGAGGGGUUUGGGGAGGAGGGGUUUGAGCUGAAGGGGACGGUGGGUGGGGAUUUGGUGGGGAUGGGGUAUAAGGAGGUCGGAUAUGAUCGGUCGAUGUUGGAAGAGGAGGUUUAG
Molecule: messenger RNA, 942 nt
Organism: Annulohypoxylon maeteangense
Lineage: Eukaryota; Fungi; Ascomycota; Sordariomycetes; Xylariales; Hypoxylaceae
Product: GNAT domain-containing protein
Exons: 3
Coding region: 160-942 (260 amino acids)
Biological process (GO): protein acetylation
Molecular function (GO): N-acetyltransferase activity
Source: RefSeq, a predicted model, not a curated record